CAAAGUCAGGUGUCAUUAAACAUCGUAAAAGAUGAUAGUUCCGUAUGCACAGAAAACGAAGGCUCGGGCAGUGAGGAGUUCCAGAUAUUGUGAAGUGUUUUCGGACGGGCUGGGACGAUUCAAUGGUGGAACGGUUGGUUUUCGGCUGCGACCCGACGCGAAGCCGGUGUUCAUGCGCGCACGACCGCUCGCUUACGCACUUCGCGAGCCUGUGGAGCGGGCGCUGGAUCAGCUGGUACGGGAUGGAGUGAUCACGCCGGUUACUACAUCUGACUGGGCUACACCGAUCGUACCGGUAAUGAAAAAGGACGGCACAAUACGCGUAUGUGGUGAUUUUAAAUUAACAUUAAAUAAGUGCUUGGAGGUGGAUCGUUUUCCUUUACCGAGAGUCGAGGAUCUGUUAGUUAAAUUACACGGGGGUAUCAAAUUUACUAAGUUAGAUCUGUCUCAGGCCUAUGCACAACUUGAACUUGAUGAAUCAAAAAAAUACACUGUAAUAAACACUCACAAGGGCUUAUUUAGGUAUAAUAGACUGAUUUAUGGUUUGGCUUCGAGUCCAGGUAUUUUUCAAAGAUUGUUAGAACAACUAUUUUCGGAUAUGCCUCGAGUGGGUGUUUUCCUAGAUGAUGUGAUAAUUACCGGGGAGGACGACCAAUCACAUUUAAAAACACUUCACGAGGUAUUUAAUCGAUUACAAAAAUAUGGUUUAAAAAUUAAAAAAGAUAAGUGUACGUUCUUUGCCGACUCUGUUACAUAUUUAGGCUUUGUAAUUAGUAAAGAAGGGGUUCAUACAUGCCCAAAUAAGAUUGAAGCAAUUCAGAAGGUUCGCAUACCGAAUAAUGUAUCCGAAUUGCGCUCAUUUUUAGGAUUAGUUAUGUAUUACGCUAGAUUUGUUCCAAACAUUAGUACAAUUUUAGCACCAUUGUAUAUUUUAUUAAAAAAGAAAAAAAUAUAUGAAUGGAAUACAGAAAGUAAUAUAGCUUUUAAUAAGGUUAAGCAAUUGUUAACAUCUAGUGAAAUUUUAGCACAUUAUUCACCUGACUUACCCUUAAUUCUAACAACUGACGCUAGCAGUUAUGGAGUAGGGGCUGUAAUUUCACAUAUAACCGCUAAAGGGGAGCGACCUAUAGCUUAUGCGUCUCGGGUGCUUAAUACUGCUGAGAAAUAG
Molecule: messenger RNA, 1168 nt
Organism: Nymphalis io (European peacock)
Lineage: Eukaryota; Metazoa; Arthropoda; Insecta; Lepidoptera; Nymphalidae
Exons: 2
Coding region: 32-1168 (378 amino acids)
Source: RefSeq, a predicted model, not a curated record